AUGAUCUCCCAGAACACCCGCACAAAGCUCCGCUACCGCUAUCCUAGUCGCAAUCUGCUGUACAGCACCCCAGUCCGAGCCACCGCGGCCCAAGGACUCCCUCUAGCCAUCUCGCAACGAUAUCCGCCUUCCCAUCCGCCUCGGGCUGCCAUUACUUCGCCGGUGGUGCGUAUUUGCUGCAACACCGCAGCGGUCCAUGAGGGCGAAAUGCAGAUAUUUGGGGUCGCAAGUCAUUCAUCACUGCAUCGCCGCGAGCGCGAUGAAGCAUGGCGAUCAUCACUGCGCGAGCUGGCAGGGCAGCACGGCGAAGUGCCCAGUACAGAUGGUGACGAUUGGCAAUCUCGGACGUUUCAGUAUGCGCAAACGAGCAUUGUUUCUCGGCUUUCAUUACGGCGUGAUGUGGGCAGCUGCGGUCGACUGGACCACUAA
Molecule: messenger RNA, 429 nt
Organism: Aspergillus tanneri
Lineage: Eukaryota; Fungi; Ascomycota; Eurotiomycetes; Eurotiales; Aspergillaceae
Exons: 2
Coding region: 1-429 (142 amino acids)
Source: RefSeq, a predicted model, not a curated record